UCCCUCUCUGUCAUCGCUGCAGCCGUCCCCGCAGCCGCCGCGCGGCAAUGCUUGCACAGCCACAGCCGCGACGGUCCGCUCUUACCACCGGUUUGUCAAAGGAGGACAGCGGAGGACGUACUGCCAGCGGAGCAAGGUGGAGGGAGCCCAAGCCAUCGUCGGGAUCGCCGUUGGUGUAGUACGAGACGACGAUUACUACUACCCAGAGAGAUUGAUACCUGGUGCAGAUAUGGCGGCUGCGCUAUGGAGUUCUUGUUCAUUGGCGACUUCAUCUUCAUCUUUGUUGUCCCUUCUUCUGCCAUCGCUGGAGCUUGAAGGGCUCGGAGUCAUUAGCAAAGCUCUUUCAUCUCUCAGUUGGUGGAGAAUUACCGCUUUCGUCUUUUCUGUCCUUCUCCUCACUCUGUACGUCGAGUUGGAUUUCCAUUUCGUCGGCGAUGCGCUGCGUUUAUUCCGACCUUAUCCAGUCCGAUUAGUGUUCGAUCCGACGUCCAAGCUGGCAGAGCAAAUUUUGUCAAAGUGUUCGUUCGCUGGGGGAAAGUUCAAGCCGACGCCAUGGAUGUGCAGUCCCCACCUCCAAACCUUCUUUCUCCAUCGAUUGUCGGACGCACCGGCCAUCGCUUACACACGCGAGCUUCUGCGCACGAGCGAUGGCGGCACAAUAGCGCUAGACUGGGCAGAUCCUCUCGUUCCUCCGACCUCCUCUUCAUCUCCAUCAUCACUCUCCUCCUCCUCCUCCUCCUCCUCCUUCUCCAGUAGAACGGGUGCGAUAGGAGAUCAAGAAAAUGCCAUCUCUCGACGAGAUCGAAUCUCUGCUACCUGUUCUUCGUGUCAUUGCCGAUCUAAAGCAGAGGCCGACGUAGUAGUACUCCGACGCCGCGGACAAGGAGAAGGAGGAGGAGGAGGAGAAGGAGGAGGAGGAGGAGGAGGAGAAAGAGAAGGAGGAGAAAGAGAAGGAGGAGAAGGAGGAGGAGGAGGAGGAGGAGGAGGAGGAGAAGGAGAGAGAGGUCAAGCAAAAGGGGGAAGAAAGAGGGAAACGGAAGAUGGUUUCUUGCAAUGUGACGGCUAUGGUGCUCGUUGUCGAUCUGACGAUGGGAGAGAAGAAGCAGAAUGGAAAAGAGGAAACCAAAUGGAUAAGGAUGAGUAUGAUGAUUAUAAUCACCGUCACCGGCAGCAGGAGGAGGAGGAGAAGCAGGUGGUCGAGGAGGAGGAGGAGGAGGAGGAGAAAGAGACGACUCCUCUGGUUGUCAUUGUGCCUGGCUAUCUGAGCAGCUCCAGCAAUGCCUACGUUCGUCGGAUCGUGCAUGCCUGCGGAUCCAACGGCUGGCGUUCCGUCGUCGUCAAUCAUCGCGGAUUGGGUGGUGUAUCGUUGACCUCAACGGUAUUUUACAACGCGGGAUGGACGGAUGAUCUUCGGUUCGCGCUCGCUCAUUGCCGCCGACGGCGGCCUCGAUCGCCAAUCCUCGCGGUCGGGACCAGUCUGGGCGCCAACAUCUUGGUGAAGUAUUUGGGAGAGGAGGGUGAUAACUCUCUCGUCUCGGCCGCUGUGGCCGUCAGCUGUCCGUUCGAUCUGCUCGUCUGCGACCGCCACAUGAACCGCUCCGCUCUCUACCGCAUGUACAGCAAACUGCUCACUCACGGCCUACGCUCCUUGGCCCACGUGCACAAGGAGAAAUUUUCUGAGGUCGCAGAUUUCGCUGCCUUAUCCAAAUCCCUUACCGUUAGAGAAUUCGACGACCGACUUACUCGAAUCGGCAAGUUCCAGACCGUCGAUACCUAUUAUAGGAAAUCUAGUUCCUCCCAAUUCGUGCUGUCAGUCGCUCGCCCGCUGCUCUGCAUCAACGCUCUGGAUGAUCCUAUCUGUUCGAGAGAGGCCAUUCCUUGGGACGAGUGCAAGUCGAAUCCAAACGUCAUCUUAGCGACGACGAAGAGAGGUGGUCAUCUUGCUCAUUUCGAAGGAUUUCGAGGAAACCGGCUAUGGUGGAUGACACCGGUCGUGGAGUUUCUUGAUGCUUCCCUCUCCCUCUACUUGUCUUCAACGAGAGAAGGAAAACCCUCCUCCUCCUCCUCCUCCUCCUCCUCCUCCUCCUCCUCCUCCUCCUCCUCUUCUUCGUCGGAUAGAAUGUGCGGCCUGUCCCCGACAAAGGCGAAGCUUGGGAGGAGAAUGGCUAUUGCGGAUUUCGAAGUCGAAGGCUCUGCUUGGGAGGAGAAUGGCUAUGGCGGAUUUCGAAGUCGAAGGCUCUGCUUGGGAGGAGAAUGGCUAUGGCGGAUUUCGAAGUCGAAGGCUCUGCUUGGGAGGAAAAUGGCUAUGGCGGAUUGGGAUUGGACCCGCUCGGUAGCCAUCGCCGCUCUUCGGUACUUAGUCGUCGUUUUUCGCUUCUCUUCAAUGGCUAUCAAAGUGCGUAUCGUCGAUACCUGACAAGGCCGAAGCUAUGGUGGAUUUCGAAGGCUCUGCUUGGCAGGAGAAUGGUUAUGGCGUUCCGUUUGUCGAAGAUUACAGCCUUUGAUGCUUACCCCCUGCCCCUGUUGAGAUCACAGCCCUCUCUACCUAUUUGGACAGCCCCUACGCAUCAACACGCUUGGGACAAAGCGCAGGCGGAAGGGUCCGCAGGUAUCAGCGGGACAAAGCACGGAGUCCCAGCGGGAAGGGUCCGCAGGUAUCAGUGGGACAAAGCACGGAGUCCCAGGGGGAAGGGUCCCCAGGUAUCAGUGGGACAAAUAACAGAGUCCCACGGAAGAAAGGUUGACGAUCGGCUCCCGUGUGCGACACGGCAUGUGCUCUACUCCGAGGAGAUCAGGAAAAGCUGUCCGUCUUCUCAUCGGCCUUCGGCUUGUAGGCUGCCUAUAUUGCACUUGAGGCUCAUCAGGUUGUUUGUCUGCACACGUGCGCGAACGGAGGCAGCGAGGAGAGAGAGAGAGAGAGAGAGAGAGAGAGAGAGAGAGAGAGAGAGAGAGAGAGUGAGAGAGAGUUGUGUAUGUGAGUACACUUUGUGCAAAUGUGGGGUAUUUGCGUGAGCAUGUGAGGUAGACCGGUGGCAGCUAGCUAGAUAGAGAGAGGCGAGAGGUAGACGAAUAGACACAGCU
Chara braunii is the source of this 3081-nucleotide messenger RNA. The record is from the annotation of a GenBank genome assembly. Lineage: Eukaryota; Viridiplantae; Streptophyta; Charophyceae; Charales; Characeae.